This is a messenger RNA of Meloidogyne enterolobii, 1449 nucleotides long. Lineage: Eukaryota; Metazoa; Nematoda; Chromadorea; Rhabditida; Meloidogynidae. The record is from the annotation of a GenBank genome assembly.
AUGAUAAUUGUAGAAAAUAUCACUCCCAACAACAAACAACAAAUUAAAAAUAAAAAAAGUUUUCGAAAUAAAAUUGAAAUUAUUUUUAAUAAAUUGGCUAAAAUUUAUGUUAAAAUAGUUUCGAAUAUUUGGGCUUCCAUUUUUAUUUGUUUUGUUUGGUUAACUGUUUUGCUUGUUUGUAUUAAGGCAUUAACACAAUUCGAAAUUAAUUUAACAACCAAAAAAUUAUUCCCUCCAGAUUCUCCAUUAUUGGAAAUUGAAAAUUAUCGAGAAGAGAAAGUUCUCCCAUUUUAUACCCAAGCACAAAUAUUUAUUGAAAAUCCUGGGGAUUUAACAAAUAAAAAAAGAAGAAAACAUUUGGAUAAUUUAGUUGAUGAAAUGGAACAUUUGCCAAAUGCUUAUCCAGCAGAGAGUAGUUUUUAUUUUGUUAGGGCUUUUGAAGCUUUUGAGAAAUCUUUAUCUGAAGGAAAUGGAGGGGAAAUUAUUGACGAAGAUAACAGUAAUUUAACUACAACAACAACAAUUUCUUCAACCCCAAAAACACAAAAUUUUGAUUUGACUGAUUUAGAGAAUUUUCUUUUAUGGCCAGAAAAUACCCAUUGGAAAGGUCUUAUCAAUUAUCACACAGAUAACCUAAAAAAUGAAAGUGAAUUAACCACACAUUUGGAUAGUUUAAUGGUUACUGUAGCCUAUCACGGAGAAGAACUGAAAGAUUGGCAUUAUAGGGCUUUAAUGCUAAAUCAGUGGCGGUCUGUUGUUGAUAAAUAUAAUGAUGAAUUUAAUGUUACUGUUUUACAUGAUGAUGGUUUAUAUUUGGAUUUGUUGGAAAAUAUGCCAACAGAUAUUUGGCAAUCUGCAGUAGCUACUUUAUUUUGUAUGGCUAUUAUUUGUGCUUUAUUUAUGGGUAGUAAUUUCUUUGUUGUUUGUGUAACUACUGGAGUUAUUGCUUCUAUUUGUGCUGAAACACUUGGAAUAUUAUCUCUAACGGGAAUGUCUAUGGAUCCAGUUUUAAUGUCUGCAGUAAUUAUUUCUAUUGGAUUUAGUGUUGAUAUUCCUGCACAUGUUUCUUAUCAUUUCCAUACAGCAAAAUGGGAAGAUGAAGAUAAUAACGGAAAUCAGAAAACCAGAAAAACGCCUAGAAGCAUUCCAGAACGUGUGCAAAGGGCUUUUUCUUCUGUUGGAUUUCCUGCACUUCAAGCAUCAGCUUGUACAAAUGCUUGUGCUUUAGCAUUAUUAUUUUUGCCUCUUUACAUUGCUCAAGUUUUUGCCCGAGUUAUUUUAAUUUGCAUUACUUUGGGAACAAUUCAUUCAUUAUUACUUUUGCCUGCUUUAUUUACAAUUGUGGCUAGUGUGGAAAAUUUUUAUGAUAAAUAUUUUGGUGAAAAUACAGUUAAAUUAAUAAAUGGAAAGAAACAAUUAAAGAAACAAAAUUCUUCAUUUCGAGUUUAA